Molecule: messenger RNA, 3935 nt
Organism: Magallana angulata
Lineage: Eukaryota; Metazoa; Mollusca; Bivalvia; Ostreida; Ostreidae
Product: GTPase IMAP family member 8-like
Exons: 8
Coding region: 984-3275 (763 amino acids)
Molecular function (GO): GTP binding; ATP hydrolysis activity
Source: RefSeq, a predicted model, not a curated record
UAACACCCUUCUCAUCAAUUACUCGUUUUCACGGAAUGUGACGUCACCGGUCAAUAGUCUUUUUUAACAGUCGAUUUUAACAGGUCCAAUCCAACAGUUCCAGCCCAACAGUUAAAAAGCUGGACUUUUUUUUUUAUAGAGCUAUAGAGAAAUUGUUUUACAGGGGUAUAACAAAUACAGGUUGAUAGGAGCAAACAAUUCAUUUAAGAAAAGUAUGAGUCGGUGAUGAAGCGAUAGGUAAAUGAAAAUAUGUACGAAUUUUGUUCCACCUUCUUAUCUAGACUAAUUAUUAUAUAGAUACUAUAAAAACAUGCGAUGAUUAUAAUUACAACACAGACGGUUAGAAUCAGAUUUAUUCAUAUAGCUCCAUAGAUUGAUAUAUUAAACACGUUGGACAGUAGAAAUCAAAUUGACACGUUUACAUCAAAAUACAGAAUAUAACGUUAUAGUCAUCUUCUUAACUGUAUUUUUGAAAAUUAAAUGGUGGUUACCGUGUUCGAUAGAAAUGCGUGAAAAUUUUUUGUGUAUUUUGCCUACACACGGAACAUACCCGCUAUGUAAAUAUAGUCGUCUACGUAAUGUGUCUAUAUGACUCUUCAAGCGAUACGGAUAUUUAAAGGUCCUUUCCACGUUAGGUAAUAAUCCCGCUAUUUUUCAACAUCCUCUUUUUACGUACUUUUUCCAAGCCAGGACAAUUCUAACAUCAAAUAUAAAUUUCAAAACAUUAUUUUCAAUUAGAAAUAGCACAUACAACAAAAAAUUAAUGCACAAAGUAUGAGACCACCACAGAAGUACUGCACGUCGGCCCCGAGUUUCAGGAGUGCAAUCGAGUGUAACGACAUUGAAGGGUGUGACGGUGCCUAUUUAUGAGUGCUGUUCAGCUUUACAGUGAUUUUGGUCAAAACGGGCACGACCCCUGUGGUGUGGACUAGAAAAGUGAACAUAGUUAUUCUAUCCCAAGGAGAAAGAAACAGAAACGAGCCAUGGGUCAUUUCGUGAUGGUAUUUGUUUUGUUGCUGACUGCUCUACCUAUAGUGUUCUCUGAUUGUCGAGCCCGGAAUGAUUAUGGUGCUGGGAAAUACUGUACAGACAGUUCAACAGAUUUUGCCGAAGAAGUUCGAAUGUUACUAAUUGGAAAAACUGGUUCCGGGAAAAGUACCACCGGAAACACAAUCCUUGGAUUCCGCGCAUUUAAGAACAGUGUUUCUGCAACUUCCAUAACGAAACAAACACAAUACAACGAAACAAUAAGAUUUGGCAAAAGAUUGAUCAUAGUUGACACACCUGGCCUCUUCGAUACAAAUCGAACAACACAAGAAAUCUUGGUAGAAAUGACGAAGUGGUACACACUUGUAUCUCCCGGGAUUCACGCCAUUCUUCUUGUUGUACAAGUGGGGCGAUUUACUGAGGAGGAACAGAAGACGGUAGACUUUUUUAUGAAUACAUUUGGCGAUGAUUUGAAGGAUUUUUUGGUUGUAGUAUUCACACAUAAAGAUCGUUUAGAAGAUAACAAUAUGACCAUUGAUGAUUUUGUUCAAACGAUGGAUAACUCCUCUAAUCUUCGAAAACUGAUUAAUAAAAGCAAGGGUAGAUACACCGCUAUUGGGUAUAAAGGACAAAAGGAGGAUCGCGAGAAGGAAGUGAAACAUAUUCUAUCUAUGAUUGAUGGUAUCAAAGGAAAAGAUGGGCUGAACUACUACUCAAAUGAUGUGUUUAAAACAGUACAAAAACUUGAAGAAAACGAGAGGAGAAGAAGGGAGGAAUUAAAAAUGAAAGAAAAAAUGUACAGGGAGGAAGUAUUCCGGACUGAAUAUCGAACACAAAUCGUAAACAACAAUAUCCAGAAUGAGUUACUGGAAAUUCGAAUGUUACUUAUUGGGAAAACGGGAGCAGGAAAGAGUAGCACAGGGAAUACUAUCUUGGGGAAUAAAGUGUUUUCGACGUCCUCAGCCUCCAUUUCUCACACUGAUGAAGUUCAAUAUGGUGUUGUUGAUAGAUUCAAUAGAAGACUUGUUGUGAUUGACACACCGGGAAUAUUCGAUACCGGCAAAGACUCAAACGAAACGUUUGCUAAAAUUGAAGAAUUUUCUAGUGCCAUCAAUUUUGACACUCCGGGAUUAUUUGCUUUUUUACUGGUCAUAAAAAUUGGUCGAUUAACUGCUGAGGAGGAAGAAAGUGUCCGAAUUUUGACUGGCCGAUUUGGCGAACAAAUAAAGAAAUGUUUAAUAAUUCAGGAUAAGAGAGGAAGAAAAAUGAAAAAAAUCAUGAUCAAAUUUCUUUUCGUCUUGACUGCACUACCCAUGGUAUUUUCUGCGUGUAAAACAUCAAAUGAUGAUGCUGUAGGCGAAUAUUGCAGCAACAGUCCACAUGAUAUUGACGAAGAAAAGCGUAUUUUAUUAAUUGGAAAAACCGGCGUUGGAAAGAGUACUACCGGUAACACAAUUUUAGGAUUUCGUGCAUUUAACACCAAAGUGUCUGCAUCGUCCAUCACGAAACAAACACAGUACAACGAAACAAUACGAUUUGGCAAAAGACUGGUCGUGGUUGACACACCUGGGCUCUUCGAUACAAAUCUUACGGAACAAGAAAUCAGUUUAGAAUUGGCCAAGUGGUACACACUUGUAUCUCCCGGGAUUCACGCCAUUCUUCUUGUUGUACAAGUUGGGCGAUUUACUGAAGAGGAACAGAAAACGGUAGACGUUUUCAUGAAAGCAUUCGGUGACGAUUUGAAAGAUUUUUUGGUUGUAGUAUUCACACAUAAAGAUCGUUUAGAAGAUGAAGAUAUGACCAUUGAUGAUUUUGUGAAAACGUUGGAUAACUCGUCAAACCUACGAAAAUUGAUUGAUGUAACCAAUGGCAGAUACACCGCUAUUGGCUAUAAAGGACGAGAAGAGGAACGUGUAAAGGAGGUAAAACACAUUCUGUCUCUGAUUGAUGGGAUCAAAGGAAAAGAUGGGCGAAACUACUACUCAAAUGACGUGUUUAAAAGAGUCCAAGAACUUCUCGAAAAAAACGAAAGAAGAAGAAAGGAAGAAGAGUUACAAAAUAAAGAAAAAAUGUAUUCCGAGAGCGAGGUCACUAGACUUCUUCAGGCGGCUGCAGUUAGGUCAGAAACAAGAACACAGAUCGUUAAUAACAACAUCCAGGAGGAUUUAUUAACAAAGCUAUUAUCAACCGUAGGCAAUGGAGUUUUAGCAAUAGGUGGACACGCUCUUAAUGCGGUAGGGGCAGUUGCAUCGUUCGGUGGAAGAUUGAUUAAAUGGUUAUUUUCUUAAAUGUGUGGUUGUUUGAAACAAAACAUGUACUGUAAAGCAUCUUUCCGCAUACCUUUUUACAUGAUUUAUUCAUGACAUGCAACACUAUACGUUAUGUAAAAUAAUAAAAAAAGUUAGCAAAUAGCCAUGCUGUGGCCUUAAUGAGCACAAAUGUUUUGUAUAACAAAUUAUUCAUGAAUAAUUUUAUACCUAAAUACUGCGCAAUUUUUGUUUUAAAGCAGAGUGACAGAAUUAUCUACUUUAUGACCUGACAAUGUCUAUUUUAGCAGAAACAAAUUAAAUUGCGCAGUAGUCCUUAAUGAUGUUAUGCAACUAGGUGCAGAAUGCGGGCACAAUAAUAUCCAAACUGAGAGUAUAAAAGGAGUCCGUGUCCUCAUCGAUAACUCUGGUACUGUAUACUUAGUCAUGCAUUGCAUGUUUUAUAUAACCUGUGUAACCUUUUGAACCAUGUACCCAUGCAUAUUUCUCUAUAUGACCUUUCAUUAUUGCUAUUAGGAAUUUGAAAGGCUCAUCCCAAUACUAUAUGUAGGCAAUUUUGGUUAAUGUAUUUAUAGAUUAGAGGUAAAAUAAAACUUCGGAAUUUUAACCCUUAAUGUUCAUUCAUAAUCAUCACAGGUGGACAGAACAAAUCAAAACUGUCGGUCAUAGAUUUUUUACUUG